This is a messenger RNA of Hylaeus anthracinus, 2484 nucleotides long. RefSeq names its product heparan-alpha-glucosaminide N-acetyltransferase-like. Bases 624 to 2354 code for a protein of 576 amino acids. Lineage: Eukaryota; Metazoa; Arthropoda; Insecta; Hymenoptera; Colletidae. The transcript has 12 exons. The record is from RefSeq and is a predicted model, not a curated record.
AGUACACGCUCAUCCUUUGAAAGCAGGUUUUAUUAGAUUCAACAAACCUUUCAUACAAAACCAUAGAUAACAAUAUAUUUUUAAUAAAAUAUAGAAAUUACAAGAUAUUAUAGAUACGCUACUGUACGCUACCGAGGGGAAAACCGCUAUUACACAAUUGGAUCGAUGCGACUGCACAUAACACUAGAACGUUCAUUACGUCCUUUAUUUUAAAUAAUUCGCACUGUAUUCAUAAUUUAGUACUUAGUAGUCACAAACAGUCACAACUGUCACAAGUCACAAGGUUACUGCGUUGCGGCCAAGUGCGUUGUUUUUAUGACGUAUGUUUGUUUCGUUGUUACGUUAAAAUCGAAACAUUUCCGUGAUCGAGCAACUGUCGUCGUUUAUUUAAACGUUUACUGGAAAUAGAUCGAAAUAUAUCGCCGCGAUAGAAAGUACUUAUUGGGAGCUUUAAUGUUUUAUGUAGUUUAAUUAUUAUUUUCACAUCCUGAUACUGCCAAUGCCAAUUGAUAUUUUUUCAAACCUCUGUAGUCAAAUGCCUGUAUUUUUGCAAAACGAAUUAUAUAAGCAUUUAUAAAAGCGUUAAUACAAUUAAUGGAAAUAAGUUUCGUAAACCUGGAAAUAUGUCUUUCAUGAUGUCGAGCACAGAGGUUGCCACUUGUGGUGAUACAAACACAACACUCGGAAUCGACGAAGCAUGCUUUUAUAUUUUUAAUUUGUAUAAUUACCCUGUUCUAUUUUAUACCAUAGCAUGGGAGGCUUACUGGGGCAAUGGUAUGUUACAAGCUCGUUUACCACCACAACAAAAUACAAGUGUAGUACUAUCGACGAAACAUCCAUUACAUAUAUAUUAUAAAGUUAAGGAAAAGGGACAACUCCUAGAAUAUUGCCAUGAAACGUAUCCUUUCAAGGAACAUGGAAGUUACGGAUGGAAUAUAUCAUCCGAAAGUUUAUGUUCUCAUAUUUAUGUAUUACGUGAACCAACAGAGAAUUAUCUCUACAUUGUUAAAGCAGUUAUGAUAUAUAUUUUACUAGCAAUUCUGUGGACAACAUCAAAGGUUCUCGUGCGAGUGAUAAGAGGAAAAUUGAUGCCUGAUAACGUACACGAUGAUUUAGAUAGACUCCAAGAGACUGAGGUUUCAACACAUCCGGUGAUUAGAACUACAAAAUCCAGUACUAGAAUACGUUCUGUGGAUGCAUUUAGAGGACUCUCCGUAUUGUUGAUGAUAUUUGUCAACAAUGGCGGUGGAAAAUACGUGAUAUUUAAUCAUAGCGCAUGGUUUGGACUCACUAUAGCAGAUUUGGUACUUCCUUGGUUCGCAUGGGUUAUGGGAUUGACGAUAGCGAUAUCGAAACGCGCAGAACUUCGCGUAAUGACUUCGCGUAUAAAGAUAACUUUACGUUCUCUUCUACGGUCGGUAAUAUUGAUAUUCCUUGGAUUAAUGUUGAAUUCGACCCAGGAUAAUUCUUUCACCAAUCUUCGUUUUCCUGGUGUCCUACAAUUAUUGGCUGUAUCGUAUUUCGUUUGCGCCACGUUGGAAACAAUUUUCAUGAAACCUCAUUCUCAGGAUACGUUACUUCAGUUCGGACGUUUCGCGUCGUUUCGGGAUAUCCUGGAUAGCUGGCCGCAGUGGUUGAUCAUGACAUGCAUCGUAACCACUCACACUUUAAUCACGUUCCUCCUACCUGUACCGGAUUGCCCAAGAGGUUACCUUGGACCUGGUGGACAAUACGAUCAUCGCGGUAAAUACGCGAAUUGUACCGCAGGCGCGGCUGGCCAUAUAGACAGAACGAUCUUUGGAACUCAUAUAUAUUCAAAGACAAACGAUUCUGUUUAUGGUCCCAUCUUACCCCAUGAUCCAGAAGGAUUAAUGAAUACCAUAUCAGCUAUAUUGAUCGUUUACUUGGGCGUUCACGCUGGCAAGAUUCUAUUGCUUUAUUAUCAAUAUAAUUCUAGAGUAAUCAGAUGGGUAUUAUGGGGAAUACUAACGGGUAUCAUUGCUGGAAUUUUAUGCAACUUCGAGAGGCAAGGGGGAGUGAUUCCUGUCAGCAAGAAAAUGAUGUCGUUGUCAUUUGUUUUGACUUGCUCCUGUUUUGCUUUCUUAUUGUAUGCUGUUUUGUAUGUUCUUAUCGAUUAUAGACAGUAUUGGAGCGGAGCUCCGUUUAUUUAUGCCGGAUCGAACCCAAUUUUUCUUUACGUGGGUCAUGUAUUAACAAAAGACUUGUUUCCAUGGGCAUGGAACAUAUCUAAUCCCAGUCACGAAUCUUAUUUAUAUAUGAAUUUAUGGACAACGACAUUAUGGGGAAUAAUCGCAUACUUACUCCACCGAAAAGAUAUUAUUGUAACUGUAUAAAAAGUAUAUGCAUCAGUACGAUAUACGUUUACAACUAAAUACCUAUGUAUCUUAAUAUAAUGAUAUUAGUUUAAACACUUAUUUUCAACGUUAUAUUUUAUUUUGAUAAAUAAAAAUAAUAAAUAUCUUA